Rhipicephalus sanguineus (brown dog tick) is the source of this 1179-nucleotide messenger RNA. RefSeq lists its product as uncharacterized. The transcript has 9 exons. The record is from RefSeq and is a predicted model, not a curated record. Lineage: Eukaryota; Metazoa; Arthropoda; Arachnida; Ixodida; Ixodidae. Bases 49 to 1179 code for a protein of 376 amino acids.
UAAGGCAGGGACGCGCAUGCGCAGUACCAUGUCUCGAUAUCCUGCGCUAUGGCUUCGGCAUGCGUAUGCUGGACUGCUCAAGGACACGCCCUCCUAUACACAGCACAGCUUCGUCCAUGCCAGUACUAUUGUAUUGUUGAAAGUAGACGGCUGCACAGUUCGCAUACUUGGACGUAUACGACUAUGGCUGAGGAAAGAGCACGUCGACGGUACUUGAUGCUGCCGGGCGGGAGCUUCCAAGUGGUCGAAGACGACGACAGAGUGGACAUGCAACUACAGCCGCCGACAGAGACGCCAGAAGUAGCAAGGCCAGUGCUUACGACUACAUGUGGUAGCGGUGACACGUCCGUGCCGGGCACGAGCAGUGCCCCAAUUCAUCAGCAGAAUCCAUGGAUCCCUGCCGGCACAGUGAAUGUCCAACCAAACAUCGCAUACGGGCGCGCGGGUAUGUCUCAAUCCAGAAUCGCCGGUUCCCCGCUUCCCGGCAGUAGCAGCAGUAAGUCUUUCACUCCUAUCCAAGGUAAAAGACGUCCGCAAACGGAGGGAGCAUCGAUGAAGAGAGCGAGGACUGCGUCUGCCCCGCUGACUGUGCAACGCCACCCUUCUGAAGGCGCAGCUCCCCCUUACGUGGCUGCACACCCGACCAUAAUCGAAAGUAGCCCUCUCACAGUGCCGUCGUCCUUCUCCAGUACAUCACGCGCGGCCACGGUGGAAACCAUGCGGGCAUACGACCUGAGGAUUCCUGACGUAAACAUCAAUGCACAACGGAACGCUACUAACUAUCAGGACGACGGCGAAGCCUCCCACUGUGAGCGUACGCAGAUGGCCGGAAGCAAGACCUCUCCGCAUCAUCCAAUGUCCAGCAGCUACUCCUGCGAUGAAGCAGUCCCCAGCACAAGCCAUGCGGUCUUGGAGGCAGCUGCAUCCGCGGGGAACAACGCCAGCCAGCCUCGAGAAAGCGCUGAAACAUCGAACCAACCCCAAAGAAACCCGCUCGAGAACAUAACCUGGGUAUGCCCUUUCUGCGCGGAGAAAUUUAACUAUUCCACCGACCUCAUCAAGCAUUGGGACCACACCAUGGUCAAUGGAAAACAUCUGUGCCGUUCAUGCGGAGAGUUGUUCAUGCGGCCUUCCGAUUUCAAAAGCCAUUACGUAAAUCACACCUGCAAAAAGCCUUAG